Molecule: messenger RNA, 1797 nt
Organism: Penicillium lagena
Lineage: Eukaryota; Fungi; Ascomycota; Eurotiomycetes; Eurotiales; Aspergillaceae
Product: trichothecene efflux pump
Exons: 8
Coding region: 1-1797 (598 amino acids)
Biological process (GO): transmembrane transport
Molecular function (GO): transmembrane transporter activity
Source: RefSeq, a predicted model, not a curated record
AUGACCCUAGUAUCUUCGUCCACGAUGGCCAUGGAUGCAGAGAAACAGACAGACGCAGUUGUCGACAAACCAUCUUCCGAAGAGGAUGUGACGACCACUGAACACGUCAAUGAUGUGCUCACUCGCACUGACACCUACCUUGAUGAUCAGCACGUCAAGCUGGGAUGGAGGACUUGGCUCGUGGUCAAUUUGACCCAAGUCUUUGUCGUGACCGCUGCUGGACAAGUUAUUGCUUUCAUCAUCCGCGAUCUGGGAAACCCAGGUCUGGCUGGCUGGAUCAUCCAGGGUCCUCUUGUUAUGCAAAGUGCCUUGUCACCCAUUGUUGGCCGGCUCUCGGACGUUUUUGACCGAAAAUGGGUCCUCUCGAUACCCUAUAUCUUCUCAUUUGUUGGAGCUUGCAUCUCUGCAAGAGCAACUGAUAUGAACACAUUGAUCGGAGGGGGAAUCCUCAUUGGGAUCUGCCUAGCGACUCUUCCACUUCUGCUUGCAAUCCCGUCCGAAAUUCUCCCCAUGAAGUAUCGUCCUAUUUCUGGCGGAAUCGCAUUUUUCGGAGGUGCCUGUGGUGGACUUAUCGGAAUCCUUGGUGCCGGUGCCGUCACGAAUCAGAGCGUCCAUGGUUGGCGUAAUAUUUUCUGGCUGCAAGCCGCCCUUCAUGGAAUCACCUUUAUCGGUCUGGUUCUCUUUUAUAAUCCCAUCCGUCGCUCUGAUUAUCCUAAGAUGAGCUUCAAGGGGUAUAUAUGGAGCCUGGAUCCCAUUGGCUCUGCUCUCUUCGUCUCGGGAACAACACUCAUAUUGCUCGGCUUGGAUUGGACCAGUGGUUCAUAUCCUUGGAAGAGCUCGCACGUGCUCGCACCGCUUUGUUUGGGAAUUAUUUUAAUUAUAAUAUUUGGUUUCUAUGAAUGGAAAUGCAGGGUCGAUGGACUAGUAGCUCAUGCUUUCUUCAAACGUGGACGCAAUUUUGCGUUGGGAUUAUUUGGUUUUGCUGUUGAAGGAUGGAUGUUCUACAGCGCCGUGAAUAGCGUCACUCCUCAACUAGUCCUCAAUCUUGGUUGGGAGACUACAGCUUGGGAUAAUGCAACCCGGCAAAUGACUUACCAAAUCCCUGCCAUUAUCGGCUCUUGGAUUAUAUCGGCCUAUGCGACGAAAUACAAGGAACUCAAAUACCCUCUCGUCAUUUGUUUCACUUUGUUCCUAAUCUCCAGCAUAUUCUAUGCCACCGUCAGCCCAACAGAAAAUCAUGCGCAAAUGGGUAUAAAUGUCCUCACUGGUUUCGGACAGGCCGGACCACUUACUCUCAUCACCCCCAUCAUCCAAUACUCAUCCCCCCACGCCUUGCUAGCCACUGCGAGUGGUCUUGCAGCGGUUGUCCGCGCUGUCGGUGGGGCUUUUGGCUCCGCGGUUCUUGAUGCAAUCGCCAAUGGCCACUUGAGUUCUACCCUCGAUCCUUCGGUCAGUAGGGCAGCUACCAUGGCCGGUCUUCCUGCUAGCAGUGUACCGGCACUUCUGGCGGCAUUUGCUGCUGGAACAGGGUUUGACAGCGUUCCCGGGAUAAACUCAACAAUUCUGGAGGCAGCCAGUGAUGCCAGUCAUUGGGAAUAUGCACAUGCAUAUCGACUGGCCUGGUCAAGUGUCAUUCCUUUCGUAGCGCUGGCGAUCAUCGGAAUUUUAUGCCUCACGGAUGUGAAGGAGAUGAUGACCGAGCAUGUUGAGGCCUCUGUUGAGCCAGGUGCUGCACAACAGGUAGCGAACCAUGAAGCGAGCCAUGAAGCGAGCCAUGAAGCGAACCAUAAGGCUUGA